CGAGGUGAUAGAAGGGCGAAAGUACAUGACUUAGUUUCACUUGAGGUCGUAGAACGGCUUGGUCGAUGCCAUUUUUCAGCAUAGAUCAUUAGGCACUGGCCCAGACAUCUCAGUAGAGCAUCUGCGUCGAGGGCGGUAGAUCCAGGAUCAAUCCUGUAUCGGGUCACACCCAAGUCUUUAAAGAGGAAGUUGUAGCUCCCUUUCUUGGCAUUCAGCAUUAAGUUCAGUCAUCACAUCCCCGUUUCAGUAUGCUUCACAGGUCAUUAGAACGAGUGAGGGUAGUUCUUCGUCACAUUCUGGCUUCUGCCAAGAUGUCCACAGAAGCAGGUUCUGCCUCAGAAGAAGUCAUCUUUCAGACUGUGGGAAAUAAAGGGGUCAUAACUCUGAACAGACCAAGUGCCCUAAAUGCUCUCAAUCUGCCUAUGAUAAGGAAAAUGUAUCCGCAAAUGUUGACUUGGGAGGACAGCCCUGAGGUCAGCCUGGUGAUUAUCAAAGGGACAGGGAAGAAGGCGUUUUGUGCAGGAGGUGAUGUGAGAGCACUUUACGAUGCUGGCCAAGUUGGAGACCGCUUGACACAGGACUUCUUUAGAGAAGAGUACAUGCUGAAUUAUAAGAUUGGAACCUAUAAAAAGCCUUAUGUAGCUAUCAUUGAUGGAGUUACAAUGGGAGGGGGUGUAGGGUUGUCUGUACAUGGGAAGUACCGUGUAGCCACAGAGAGGUCACUGUUCGCCAUGCCAGAAACUGCCAUAGGUUUAUUUACGGAUGUAGGAGGAGGGUACUUCCUGCCACGACUGGAGGGUAAAUUGGGGGUGUACCUGGCCCUCACUGGGUUCAGACUGAAGGGUAGGGAUGUCUACCAUGCUGGCGUGGCCACUCACUUUGUAGACGCUGAUAAGCUAGAGGCCCUAGAAGACAGUUUGCUGAGUUUAAAAUCCACCACGGAUAAUGACAUAUCAAAGGUUCUGGGAACUUACCAUGAGCAGAGUACAACAGGGAAGGGUUCUGAGUUUGUAUUAGAGCACCACAUUGAUCGUAUCAACACACUGUUCGCAGGGGAAUCACUGGAGGAGAUAUUUGACAGGCUGAACAAAGAUGGGUCAGAAUGGGCUAUGCGUCAACUAGAAACAUUGAGAAAAAUGUCGCCUACCUCCAUGAAGGUGUGCCUGCGCCAGGUGUUAGAGGGAGCCAAACUCAGUCUGGAGGAAUGCCUGAAGAUGGACUACAGGCUUGCACAGCGCUUCAUGGAAGAUAAAGACUUCUUUGAAGGUGUUAGGGCAGUGCUAGUGGACAAAGACAACAGUCCGAAAUGGGAUCCUCCAUCAAUAGAAGGGGUAACCAAGGAGAAAAUAGACUGGUACUUUUCUCACUUACCACCAGAGCAAGAACUCAAAUUGUGAUGAAGAGUGUGCUGUUUGACAUUCUUAAUUCAGCAUAUUUGAUUCGUUGUGGAAUAUCAGUGUCUAAACUAGUUGGACAUGUGUACUUGCAAUUGCCAUGACAUCAGAGGGGUGAUUUCCUGUCAAGGCUAAGGUGUAUGUUUGAAUGACAGUAUAAUGAAAUGCCAUAUAGUUACAAUGUAACUCACAACCACAGAAACGAAAAACUUCAAAUCAAUGUCGGAAUUUGCAAGAAACAUUCAUUCUUUUAUACAUACAGAAUGAGAUUUAUAUGAGAUAUUGUUAAUGAUUUGAGGAUUUGUGAAAUUCAUGAAUCUGUGCUUUAUGGUGGGUUUAUAUUGAGCAGACUCAGUAAGUCAUCAGAUAUCUGUGACUUAUUCCUGCAACUUCCGGCAGGUUGAGUUAUCAACUGCAUAUGGCUAUUUUGUAACAGACAGUCCAGUGUUGACUCUGGCAUGGCUACAGCCGUAUUCACACUCGUCACAUGCAACAAAUGGAAUGAAAAUGGGACAAGUGUACUUUGUAACCCAAGUUCAGAUGAAGCGAUUUGUUGAAUGGUAUAGUGAGAUGAAAUAGCUUUUGUCAUAUUUUCACUUGACCGUGUAAUUCAACAGUUGCACCAUGGGAAUGUGGCUUUAUAGUUGUCUCAUCUUGCAUGUAGGACAGGUCUGCUGGAUUAUCUCCCCUGGUGGGCGCUAACAACAGGUUUCCAGCUCUAAAUUUAAGAAGAUGGGCAACUUCAGUUCAGAAAAUAAAUCGUAAUCCCAUGUGCUGAAUACAACAUUGUUCAUCAACAAGAAGAGAAAAAUGCUUACCUUAUAUACAACUUAUUUCCAAGCUGAAGAGGCAUAUAUAGAAGUUCACGGAGUAAAAUCCCAAAGUUUCUUUAUAAAUUUGAGUUAUUCGUUGGUACAUUCCUAUGUACAUUCCAACAUCGUUAUGGUACAUUGGAACGUUGAUUAGAUUAGAAGUUUAUGCAUCAAGAAACUUUGUGAUGUUAUUCUCAAACAGUGACAAUCCACUCAAUGAUCAUAGAGUAUAUUGUAUAUUGUUUCCAGACGCACGAGUACAUGUAUCUCGCUUCGGACAGACUUUUACAUUAUGUGCAUAUACCCUCUCAAAGUGGAAUUGUAUAUUUUCGUUCAUCUUCAUCUGCACACAAGUUCUCUGGUAUGGUCCCAGUUAAAUUUGACAAACAUAAAGCUUAGUUGGGGUAGAAGGUUUGGCAGAAAACAUGGCUAACCUCCUGGGUUUUAUCUGCAGCCAAACCAGCUAACUGGAUUCAAGCAUGUGACUGCAAUGGUCAAGGACUUGCCCACCUGACCCAGUAAAUUAUUAUGGCAGUUACCUGCAAUUUUUGAUCCGCUUCGGUGGCCUAAUGGUUAGAGCGUCCGCCUCAAAGUUAGGAGACCCAGGAUCGGGUCAUACUAAAGAUUGUCUGAUGUCUUGAUAUUUCAGUGGUGGCAGCAAUCCUCGCCGUUAUACAUGUAUGACUGAAAAAUUGUUAAUUAUGACGGAAAACUCUGGCAUACAUACAUGCAAUUUACAACACUUCAUGAUAUGAAACUCUUCUAGCUAAAGCUUGGUUUUUACGAUGGGUAGGAUGAAUUCAGGGAACUUUGGACAUCCAGCUACCUUCGGACUAGAUUAAAAAUUAUUUUAUUUAUUUAUUUGAUUGGUGUUUUACGCCGCCCUCAAAAAUGUUUCACUUAUACGACAGCGGCCAACAUUAUGAUGGAAGGAAACCGGGCAGAGCCCGGGGGGGAAACCCACGACCAUCCACAGGUCGCAGAGAGCUGAAGAAAGAAUCUGUAAAAUAUCCAGAUCUGGGAUUGAAUUUGUAAUCGUCAAAAAGUCAAUGUCUCAAUGUCCUGGAUCUAUGUUCGAAUGUACCUGACUGUGAUAGCCUUGAUACUUUUCAAGCAAUAAACAAAGCCUAUGAGGAUGCAUAUUUUAGUUAAACAACUAUGUGUAGAGAAAAUAUUUAGUAGUUGUUUGGCUCUGUGUCUGAAGAUUCCUGACAUUACUCUAUACA
This is a messenger RNA of Liolophura sinensis, 3432 nucleotides long. RefSeq names its product 3-hydroxyisobutyryl-CoA hydrolase, mitochondrial-like. The coding region runs from base 249 to 1397 and encodes 382 amino acids. Gene Ontology annotation, cellular component: mitochondrion. NCBI's taxonomy places the organism in Eukaryota, Metazoa, Mollusca, Polyplacophora, Chitonida, Chitonidae. The record is from RefSeq and is a predicted model, not a curated record. The transcript has 14 exons. Gene Ontology annotation, biological process: L-valine catabolic process. Gene Ontology annotation, molecular function: 3-hydroxyisobutyryl-CoA hydrolase activity.